Messenger RNA from Salarias fasciatus (jewelled blenny), 1327 nucleotides. RefSeq names its product chromosome 23 C8orf82 homolog (gene c23h8orf82). Bases 103 to 789 code for a protein of 228 amino acids. The transcript has 3 exons. Lineage: Eukaryota; Metazoa; Chordata; Actinopteri; Blenniiformes; Blenniidae. The record is from RefSeq and is a predicted model, not a curated record.
UAAUAAUAUGAGGACAACGAGUGUGUGCACAGCUGCGGAACAAACAACCCGAACUCCCUGGUUGUAAUUGCUACGGUAAGUCGUUGGUGACUCUCCGCGGACAUGCUGGUCCUCCGGCCUCACAGCCUGAGAGCUGUGACCGCUCUGCGCUGCCUCGGCGCCGGCUACACCGGCCGCAGAACCUCCGCUACUUACACCCAGGGCCAGAGCCCGGAGCCCCGCAUCCGAGAGUACUUCUACUACAUCGACCACCAGGGACAGCUUUUUCUUGAUGACACCAAGGUGAAGAACUUCGUCACGUGCUUCAAAGAUAAACAGUUCCUGGUGUUCUUCUUCAGCCGCCUGCGUUCCAACCAGAGCGGCCGUUACGAGGCGGACUUCCCCUUCCUCUCCCUGUGCGGCAGAGAGAGGAACUUCCUGCGCUGUGAUGACCGGCCGGUGGUCUUCACCCACCUGCUGCAGGGCACCGCCGGCGAUCGGGAGCUGCUGUCGUUCUGCGGCGGCGCGGAGAAGCUCGCCGUCCCGUUCAGUCCGGAGAAGCUGUACAUGCAUCCCGAGAGCGGCCGGGUUUACCACCCCUGCCCGGAGCGGCACGGAGGCGUCGGGCUGGUCAGGUCGGCGCUGGCCAUCGAACUCAGCCCGUUCUUCCUUUACGGGUCGGAGCGGGGCCAGUCGACGCAGCCCACACACUUUGUGUGGAGCGGACGUGAGCACGCGCUGACCAAUGAGAUCGCGGGAUGCUUCCCCCCCGCACAGGCCGGCCGAGAGCAGCGGGACGAGCCCGGAUAGUGUCCAGUACAGCCGAUCCUAGCAGCCGCGAGGGGAGACGUACCUCACGGUUUAAUAUUGUGACUUCACCCUGAUAAGCUUUUCUUUUUCCACUGACGUGUGAAGAGACCGAACCGAACUCGGCAGAGCAACACUGACUUUUGUUCAGUGCCUGUUUGUUGCAGCUGAGACAGAAAACGAGUGAAAUUGUGGGGAAAACUUAGAUACUCUUCUAUCGGGGCCAUGAUGUGGUGGUUGUAAUGUUUGAAGAGCAACAUAAAAAGAAUUUAACUCUGUGCUUCUGGGAAUAUUUGAUGCGUCUGUCGAUCACUAUCACUUUUUAUUUAUGGUGAAGUCUCAUAUUGGUAGUCAUGUUAGAGGAAAGCACUCUGGCAAACUCAAAGUGGUUUUUAAGCAUGAAGGAAGCGUGAGAUUAACUGCAUUUAUUUCACAAAUAUUCUGAUCAAUUCAUUUGAAAAGUUUCAUUGAUUGACAUUUUAAACCCGGUGGACACAAAUCAGAGAAAAGUUACCGAAAACAUCAAAGUCAAAAAAAUAUA